CACAGAAGAGUCAAAUGGGUGAUUCAUAGGUAGGUUUUCAUGACAUUCUUUGGAGCCAAAGAAAGAAAAUGAAAUAAACCAUUCAAAAAUAUAAAUAAAUAAAUAAAAACCCUUAUCUUUCUCUCUGCCUUUUGAUAAAAACAAAUGUGAGGCUCUGAUUCAAUAUUCUCUCAUUACAACACUUUCUAUUUCUCUCUUUCUUAGAACACUAGAAAAUAAAAAUAAUUAUAGUAAUGAUAAUAAUAAAGUCAUGUUGAAGAAGAAGAAGAGGGCAGAGCAGGUUGAAGAGAAAGUAGAUAAUAAUAAGAGAGAGGUUGAGAUUAUGAAAGCUGUGGCUCAAGCUUGGUACAACCAUGGUGGAAGCAGUAGACCCUUGAAUGAAUUUGAUGCAAGAAAGACCUACAGUUUUAGAGGCAGUUGGCCUUCGAGGUUCAAGCUUGAAGCCAUGAAGAAGAGGAACAAGAAUAAUGGUAGUAAUAUGUCAUCAUCAGCAGCACCUAAUAAUAUUAAUUAUUAUUAUAAUGAAACUUCUUCAUCACCAUCUUGGGAUUUUGGUCAGUCUCUUUGGGAUUCUUAUGAGAUUGUUACUGUCUCCAAAAGGUUAGAGACAGGGUUGGUUCUUGAUUCCUCAUUUUCUGAGAUAGAUAAUAAUAAUAACAAUAGUAGUGUUAAGAAGAGUAGAACUAAGGAAAGUAAGAAUAGUUUGAGAAAUUUGUUCAAUCAAAUGUCUUCUAGGAGAUUUGCUGAGCCUAAACAGAACAAUGGUUUGUGACAUUUGUUUUUUUUUUUUUUGUCUAUAUACUUUUUUUUUGUUGAUUGACCUGUUUUAGCCAAUGUGAAAGAUUAUUUCUUCCCAAUAUAAUAUACAUUUAUAUUUUCUUGCUUUUGUUCUCUUCUUUCCAAGAGAAAAGUUUGGUUUACUUUGUUGGUUGAACAUAGAUGAAAAACAUUAUCUUCUAGAACAAAAUAUAAAUGCUUUGGUGGCCAAAUUGAAAUUAAAUCACUAAAAAAAGGGCAUACAAAAACUGUACUUAUUUGUGCUUUUCUUACCUAGUUUAAACUAACACUAAUCAUUUUGUUUCCCCUAACGUACUUUAAUUACUUGCCUUGAUGGUGGAUAUAAUUACUGCUUUUAAGUUUUAAGUACUGCUUUUAGUGGCUUCUCUGCAGCAUUUGUAUCAAUACAAUCUAAUGACCUCUUUGAAUCGAUGAGUCAAGGAAUAUGGUACAAAAAAGUGGAGUAGACUGUACCAACAAACAUAGGAAUCUUCUUUUCCCACAUACAGUAAUACAAGGACCUAGUUAGUGGAUAUGGUAAAAAGGAAUGUUAUUAUUCUCAGUUACAAUAAUUUUGCAUCAUGAAAAGUUAUUCUUAUUCCCAUCAGAACUUUUGUUGGCUGGUUGGUUGUGUUGUGUACUCCUUCAGUUGCUACAUAUUUAUCACAUGGUAUAGUGGGAAUUUCAGAAUUUUAUUUUACAUUUAUGUCCCUCAUUCUAUGUAAUCCUUUAUUAUUUCUCAUAAUAAAUCUCACAGAAAGAUGAUUUAAGUUAAGUAAUGAUGUGCUGUUAUAUUAUUUGUAAUAAUUUGAUGUUUGAUUAAAUGGAAACUGUUAGGGAUUGAGCUCCCUCACACCAGCUUUAUCUACACACAAAGGUAAAAACACUAGAAAAGACAAUAAAACAACACCAAGAAUUAGAAAUGUUCAGCCUAAAUCUCCUUGGGAUGUUCUUCUAUGUACUAUGAAAAACAAUGGAGAUUACAACUUGUCACCACUUGAGACCUACAACACUUACUAAUUACAAUGCCUUAAACCCAGGCAAAACCCCACUAGUACACUUUACCCUGUACCAAAUCUAUCUCUUACCAGGACCCAAGUGUUUUCCACUCAAGUUGUCUCUCUAAAAUAAUAUCAUCUUUACAAAAGAAAUUUGUUUUGAAGUGUUACAUAAAGGUUGACUUAUGAGGAAUUACAAAUAACUUAAACUUUUAAUGUGUAUAAGGAUUAAUAAAGCUUUGAAUUUAAAUUGGAUUUUGUAAGCUGAGGUGUUUUCAGAGUGUGUACUUUCUUGAUCUUGUUCUAUAUGUUUAGUUUACAGCUACUUGUAUUUUCAAUUUUGUUAGCAAUAUUUCAACAUCUGCAUCAAAUUUUUAUUUAUAAUGAGAAACACAUUCUCAUAGCAUAUAACAUAUAACAAGUAUCAAGUUAUAUAUCUUAUAUACCUCAAACAAAGAUAGAUAAACCACACUAGCUUAUUCAUAAAAACCACAUAAAAUAGUAUUACCCUAAUGAACAAAAGAAGCCUUCCACUUGAAGAGAUCAAAAGCCUUGCGUUUUUGCUGGAUAUAUCUAUUGGCUUCAUCGUUGAUAGAACUGGCUUCAGAACCAUUUGUUUUCAUACCAGAAUUACUAGUACUUUUCCUAACAUUACUUUCAUCAGUAACACCACUAUUUGAUGAGUAGCCAAUAAUCUCAACCUUGUCCUCAAAUUGAGGGUGCUGCUGCUUCUUCUUCUGCUGCUGCUUGUUGGUGCUGUUUUUGUAGCACUCUUCUUCUCUGAUCUCUUCCGAGGUUGGUCGAGAACCGACAGCUUUCGGGGCAUGGAAGAAUCUUGGAGAAACUAAUCCAUAGCGAGGAACAUUAGUAGAGAUGUUAGUGCUUUGCAUCCUAGCCAAAUUCAAGACAUGAUCAUGGUAAUCUUGAGAUGAUGAUGAUGAUGAUGACAUGUUCUUGGAUUUGUAGUAGUUAUCAUCAUCAUCAUUAUAGCUUCUCCACAUUGCCAUAUUGUCUUCUUAAUCUUUGUAUUGAUUAAUGCUUGUUAAUUAUUAU
Messenger RNA from Cannabis sativa, 2828 nucleotides. RefSeq lists its product as uncharacterized. The record is from RefSeq and is a predicted model, not a curated record. The transcript has a single exon. Lineage: Eukaryota; Viridiplantae; Streptophyta; Magnoliopsida; Rosales; Cannabaceae. The coding region runs from base 251 to 772 and encodes 173 amino acids.